UUGAGAACAUGCUUUUUGUCGAGCAAGGAUUGCGACAAUUGGCUUCACUAAAGGUAGAGGAAGCAUUGGCGUUUGUAUUGGCUCAACAUAGGCGACCAAAUGUGUUAAGAUUUGGCUUUUCAGAUGACCUAAAACUACCGGUUGAAGGGCAGUGUGAUGCAUUUGAUUUGAGUCAGGAGGAGGCUGAAGAUGUAUCUUUUAAACAGGCUUGGCUUGCUUACAUUUGGAGGAGAGCAAAAAAUCAUGAAAUAGAACCUGACAUAGCAUACGAGCGUUUACAGUUUUGGAUCAAUCAUAACUCAAAGAUUCCUAAUUCACAAGAUGCCGUUGACGUUGAACGUGGACUUGCCGAAAUCAGAAGGUUGGAUAUUGAAACGCAACUAUGGGAUGAAUCACGCAGAGAGCUGGAGCAAGAUGCUGACAACUCCAACGUGCCUGGUCGGUCAGACUUUUAAUAUAUUUAAAUUAGGUUACAACAUUUACUUUUUCACAUUUUUUAAAUGGGUUUUGUAAUUUAGUUAAUCAAGAGUUGGAGUAAAAUAGGCUAUAA
Molecule: messenger RNA, 550 nt
Organism: Vigna umbellata (rice bean)
Lineage: Eukaryota; Viridiplantae; Streptophyta; Magnoliopsida; Fabales; Fabaceae
Source: RefSeq, a predicted model, not a curated record